AUGGCAGAAACUAUAGCAGCUGCAAAUGGAAUUCCAAACUCCACAACAAUGUCAACGUUAGAGCCAACCACGCAUAUCCCAAUCGCGCAGCUUACGCCAUUACUGCCAGCGUCAGCUUCGAGAUCAGUAAAAGCGGUAGUGACUCUCACAUGGCCAUAUAGUUCCCGUACGGGUUCUGUGGCUUUCUUACUUGCCGAACCCGAUUUCCGCUUGCGCAGAAUCAGAGGCCAAGUGCGCGUACAGUUUUCAGGAUCGUCUGCGAAUGCUAUUGCGAAAUCUGGUAUCACUAGUGGAGAUGAAGUGAUCUUAUGUUUAGAUGGAGUGGAAUAUGUGGGAACUGAAGCUCCAAGUGCGACACCUGGAAGGGGUGUGGAGUUUGAAUUAAAGUUCACAGACAAACUGCUACUCCAGUUUCGCCCUGAAGAUUCUCAAGACGUCAAGUUUAUCAGCAUCGAAAAACCAGAUCCCGAAGCUGUUCAGACAAAUGCGUCCCCGCCCACCCCAGCGAUAGAUCUAGAGACCGAAAACCAAACCCCAGAAAUCCCAGCAACGCCUGUUUCAUUUUUCAAGCAAGUGGCUUCACAGAAUGUAGAGGAGUACUCCUCUCCGGCUUUCCUAAAACGUGAGCGAUUAUCAUACGGUUCAAUGUUCGAAGAAGGCUAUGAUCCAUUUGACGUUGAAGAUGGGUCAGUCCGUGGUAAAGGUAGGAAGAGAACUAGACUCAGCACAUCAUGGCGAUUUAUGAGCAGGUCACCAAGUCCCAGUCCAGAGGUCGAAGAGCCGAUGGCAGCAUCUUCUGAGAAUGGUGUUGAGGAGCCAGUGAACCAACAUGCGCCAUCAAUGACGGAUGAGGGUGUUCAAACUAUAGAGCUUGAAACUGAGGUGGUUGCCGAAGCGACGCAAACACUAGACCAAGAUCAGCCUAGGAUGACUGAGGAAGCGGAGACAAAUGGCAUUGUGCAGGCUGUGUAUGCAGAAGAUCCAUUACAGGGAACACCACAGGUCGAAGAUGGGAACACAAAUCCAAUGCCGCCUCCACAUAAAGUGACUGAUUCUAUCGUUCCAGACAUUGAGCCACGGGAAAUCUUGUCGGACAAAAUAGUUGAAAAGUUACCUUCUUCCCCACAACUACGACCUUUGGCAUCAGAAGGUCUUCCUUUAGUCCCUCCACUGGUAACAAACCGAGCUGAGAAGUUCAACAACUAUAUACACAAUGAGCAUGCUCAAGACCUCGAAAUACCAAAUGCUCCAGAUGCGCUUCCAUCAGAGUCUGAUACACCGAUAUCAGGUCACAGAGAAGAAGGUGAUGUGUAUGAUGCCAGUCCUCUGCAUCACUCAAACAAUCAGUCGAAGUCGGACCAGACAACCUAUAAUACCUCGUCAAUUCUUUCUGGAGAUCAGUAUGACACCCUAAAUACUCAGAGCACGCUUCCUCCUCACCAGCAACGUCAAAAUGAGGUUGAGGACGGUGCUGAUCAAUUAUUUGCCCCGUACAAUGCUCCUGGGCCAGAUUCCUAUACGUCAGUCGGCGUUUACGAAGAGAUACAGGAAGAACAAGGCCGAUUCGUUCCCCCCGAAAUGGAGGAGGGCAUGGAUCAAUACAACUAUCCCGAUCCAGAGCAGACUUACACAGAACCAGACAAUUGGACAACUCAGCCUAGCAUGGCCUAUCCCGAUUUUGGAGACAGUCAUCAACAAAGUGCCAGUUUAUACCAUCAAUUUCCCUCCGCGGCAUCUAUGAUUCGGUCUCAAAGCGAUCAAUCUCAUCGAUCUAGUCACACCAAUCAAUCGCAUCACUCUCCCCCAUCUCAAGUUGUAGACUUGACCGAGAGUAGUGAUGAGGAUGCAGAUGAGGAUGCAGAGGGAUUUCUUGAAGUCGAAGAUAGUAGUGAGCAGCAGCUGUCCAACUCGGCUUUCCCGGUGGAGCAUGGCGAACAAGGUCUCUACUAUGAUACAAGGGAAGAAGAUCUUGACGAGAAGAUUACUUCCGAUGAUCAGAACGAAACAGAUGACUAUGGACAAGGCUACUUUGACGAAAAUGAUGAGAAUAUAGAUUCGAUGGGUAGAGGCAACUAUCCCGAAGAUUAUGAAAACGGCAGUGAAGAAGAUUACGAUGAAGAUAGUUAUAGUGAGGAUGAGACAAGUAAUCAAGCGCCAGUAAAGCAACAGCCCGAGGUAAUAGAUCUUUUGUCCUCGGAUGAUGAAGAUGAGGAGCCAGCGAAAGCCCCAGUUUCUCAAAUCAGAAACAAUGUUAAGAUUGACGAGAAAAUUGGAUCGGGGGAAGAGUCAGAGGAAUACGAGGAUGACGGAGAGGAAGAAGAGGACGACGAAGAGGAGGAAGAGAAAGAGGGAGAUGGAAGUCUGGAUAUUGUUGGCGAACAAGUUCAAAAUGUUAGCAUUCGCUCUACAAAGUCCCAAGAAUUCGUGAAGGAGUCUUCGGAAGAGUCAGUUGAAGAGGAGCCAAUGGCAAGUGAAAGAAUGCUAGUCAAUGACUGCAUCGACACCAUCAAACACGACGCAGAAAUGCCUGAAAAUGUAUUGAAUACAUCGGGCUCUGGUCUUGACGCGCAAAUGGAUGCAGAUGAAAGCGUGCCUGAGCCAGAGGGCGCAAAGCAAUCUCCACCACAAGAAAAUCUCGAGGAUGAAACGGCUAUCGAACUAGAUUCUACUGAGCCUAUGGAUAUCGAGACCAGUAUAUCCAAUCCAUCUGCUGCCAUUGACAAAAUGGAUAUCGAUAAUACUACAGACAAUCUCGACGGUUUACUCGAAAAGCUAGAGGAAGUGGGUUCAGAACAACAGCUGGAACAGGGUUCUGCAAAUAUCAACAGUGAUGGACCCCAGAGUGAUGAUGAAAUUUUCAAGAACGGCGUCGAGACUGUUGAAAAUGAGGAUAUUGAACAAAAUUCGAAUGAAGCACAUGUUGAGGAGACUUCUUCACAAGGACCCAAACCAAUCGAAAUGACGGACGAUAUACGAACAGCGACCGAAUUUGUACCUGGCCGUAUACUGGCCGGUGGCAAUGCAAAUACUAUGAGUGUUGCACUCGAAAAUCUCCUACCAUCGCCAAUCACCUUAGAGACUUCUAAUGUUUCACCCGUACCCAUUUCCACAGAUCAAAGUAUUAAGGAUCGAGCUGCCAAGUCUGGUUGGGCAAGGUCUCCUAAAGGGUCUACCCUGUUUUCGAGAACUUUUGGUAUAGAUGGCGCAAACGAUACGAGCGAUGCAAAUGAUGCCAGUGAUGAGGGCAACAAAGAUAAAAAAGAUCUAAUCUCUUCUCCUGCGAUGCCAGCAACUGAAUUAGAAGACAAACCAGAGUUGAUUGAUGAAUCAGAGCAGGUGUCACAGUCCCAAAGCACUACUAAUGCCAUUGAUACCACCCCAGACCAUCAGAAUGAUCAGCUUCCAACACCUGACGAUACCCAAAAGCAGAUCAUCGAUGAGAACAUUGAUGAGAAUAUUGAUGAGAAUGUUGAUGAGAAUGUUGAUGGGGACGAUGAUGAGGACGAUGAUGAGGACGAUGAUGAGGACGCAUUAACUUCGAUGUCAGAUCUACUUCAACUUCAGUUACAAGAAGAGAUGGGGGAGAUGGAUGAAGAUACAGAUAUGAUGAAAACUGAUGCAGGCGUCGAGAAGCAUUCAUCAUCGGACUUACUUGAGAAUGAAGACACAAAUUCUUCUCAAGGGGAGCCUGACACGAUUUUAUAUACAGCUCCAGGCACAGGUGCGAUAGACGAAGACGACGAAAUGAUUGAUCCCGAGUCCGAAGACAUAGAGGUUCAAUUUACCAAGACAGAAAUACUUGAGCUCAAAGAGUUCGAAACUACUGAGAUCGAGGUCAGGAAGGUCAGCGAAGAGAUUAUCGAGGACGAUAUAGCAGGGAUUGCGGAGGAAGACGAUGUUGAGGUAAAUCAAGGAGAAAAUUACGAAGAGAUAGAUUCAGUAGUUGAUGAAGAUGAGGAGUCUGGGAAGAGAGAUUUGGAGAUGCAUGAAGGUGGAGCGUUCGAAGAGGGAGUUUCGGAUGUUGGUGAAGAUGAGGUAUUCAGGGAGGGCGCUUCGGAUGUUGAUGAGGAUGAGGCGUUUAGGGAGGGCGUUUCGGAUGUUGAAGAUGAAGAAUCUGGAGAGGGAGAAGGAGAGAACGAGGCGUUUAGGGAGGGCGUUUCGGAUGUUGAAGAUGAAGAGUUUGGAGAGGGAGAGGCGGAGAUCGAACAAAUCGAAAUUAGUGUCAGGGAAGCCGAAACAACGGAGUUCAAAACCCAACAGACUCUUGCAAAGUUGGCCGAAAACAGUAUUUUCGAGAAAGACUUCAAGAAUUUUGACGUCAGGGAAGAAUAUGUCGAGCAAACCAUUGAGGAGACUGAAGCUGUCGCCGAUGAAACCGAAGCCUUUGUGUCGGAGAAAUUCAGACGAGCACCUUCCAAUGCUUUAUCUUCCUUAAGAAGUCGAAGCCGCAAAGAAUCUACACCUGAAUCUAGGAAGAGCAAAAAAGAAUCAACACCGGUCAGCCCUAGACAAACAUGGUCCAGCAAAAAUCUUUCACUUUCACCUGAUUUCAAGAGGAGUAGGAAAGGAUCAGCGACUGUAAGUCCUAGACAAACACGGUCUAAGAAGUUGGAGUCAGUUGUGGAGGGCAUCCCUCCUUUUACACCAAUAAAGUCCAACAAAGAGAACGAGAGGUCAUCUACACGUGGUAGCAAUCGGUCUAAAAGGUCACCAUCUCUAGUUCUUGACGAAGAGAAAACACCAAAGGGUCCGGAUACGAGCGCUGAAAUGGCAAUACUUGGAUUGCCCGAAUCGCCUACAAAAGCUGGCCAUCACCUAAGAGCACCAGCAACUACCGAUCCAAAACUCCGUCUGACCAAAUAUCUUCGUACCGAUUUGAGUGAAUACACAACUCUCAAAAUGCUUCGUUUCAAAAUGAAUUCCAAACUGGAUAUUUUGGCAAUCGCUACAAGUGUACCUACUGAACCUCAAAGAGCGAAGUCGGGACCGAGACACUACACUAGCACCUUCACCAUUACCGAUCAAACUAUAGCUCCUUCCGGCGUAGUGGAAGUAAAAAUCUUCCGUCCAUACAGAGAUGCUCUCCCCACACCUGAAAUUGGAGAUGGUAUAUUACUGAGAGAUUUCAGCGUCUUAUCAGUCAAAGGCAGAGGUUUCACAUUGAAAUCUGAAGAAGAGAGUAGCUGGGCAGUGUUCAAGGAUGAGGGUACAGAAAUAGAAGUUCGGGGACCUCCUGUUGAAUAUGGUCAUGGGGAAAAGAAACACAUGAAAGAAUUGAGAGAGUGGUUUCAUGCACUCGAUGAUCGUCAGAAGACGAAGUUAGAGAAGGUUAGUGCAGCGAUGGAGAAGGAUCCUCAGGGAAAGAGUACCACGGAAAAGGGAAAGAAGUGA
This is a messenger RNA of Botrytis porri, 5391 nucleotides long. RefSeq lists its product as uncharacterized. Gene Ontology annotation, molecular function: DNA binding. Gene Ontology annotation, cellular component: chromosome, telomeric region. The coding region runs from base 1 to 5391 and encodes 1796 amino acids. The record is from RefSeq and is a predicted model, not a curated record. The transcript is spliced from 2 exons. Gene Ontology annotation, biological process: telomere maintenance. NCBI's taxonomy places the organism in Eukaryota, Fungi, Ascomycota, Leotiomycetes, Helotiales, Sclerotiniaceae.